UCACUCCCAAGUGUUCAUUCACUAGUAAUAAGACGCACGUUGAACAGACAUCCACGGAGCGCAGCGCAACACUGAUGCGCCAAGUUAAGUACCAAAACAAGACAGUGGUGUUGCGUCGUCCUGCACACACACGCCGACGUAACCAGUGUGGAGUACUGUCCUGUACUACUGUGGAAGCGAAGAGGAGAACAGCGCGAACAGAGAGGGAGAGGGGACAGAAUAUGGAUAUUGGUCUUUCGUUAAACCUUUACCUCUUUUGGAUAACCUGGGAAUUCUAAAACAUCUUUUGGCAGGUUGGAGCAUCCAACAAAGAUUCUAAUUACGGAAAAACAACGGAGUGGAACGAGAAGAAGGAUUUAUAUUUGGUUCUUUCUUUCUGCUUUUUUAUUUGGUCCCCCCCCCCCCCCCCCAACACUUUGGAAUAGUGGGCUUUGGAAUAUAGGGGAUAUAUUGGCGGGUGACGCGUCUGCCCUGGAUCAGCGAGAAGGAUGGCAGCUUGGUUCACUUUUACCAUCGCAUUCAGCACCACUGUACUGACACAGGUAUUUGGAUCCGGUGUUUUUGAGAUCGAUCUACAUGAAUUUAAAAACAGCAAAGGAUUGCUGGAGAAUGGCAACUCGUGCAGGCUCAACUGCAGGACUUUCUUUCGUGUUUGUCUUAAGAACUACCAGGCGGUCGUGUCGCCAGGUGACUGUAUCUUUGGAAAUGCCUUGACGCCGGUGCUAGGGACCAACUCCUUUAGCGCCAUGGACGGGGGCGCUUUCAGUAGACCCAUCCGAAUCCCGUUCAACUUCGGAUGGCCGGGAUCGUUUUCUUUGAUAAUUGAAGCCUGGUAUUCACCUUCAACAGAUCUACCUGUUGACACCAGCAACCCAGAGAUGUUGAUUAGUUUCUUUUCCAUCCAGAGACAGCUGGGCGUAGGGACCGCCUGGUCUCUGGAUGUUCAGAGCGGCCGACAGACGGAGUUAAGGUAUUCUUACCGCUUCAUCUGCAAUGACAAUUACUACGGAGAAAGUUGUUCCAAAAUAUGCACGCCGAGGGACGACCGUUUUGGCCACUACACCUGCGACCUCGACGACGGGCAGUUGUCCUGUCUGCCCGGCUGGAAGGGGGAAUACUGCGAAGAACCCAUCUGCCUCGUGGGAUGCAGUGAAGGAAACGGAAACUGCUCCAGACCUGGCGAGUGUGUGUGCAGAGAAGGUUGGCAGGGUCUGUUCUGUGAUGAGUGUAAGAAGUACCCAGCGUGUAAACAUGGCACCUGCCAACAGCCUUGGCAGUGUAACUGUAAGGAGGGCUGGGGAGGGCUCUUCUGUGACCAAGAUCUGAACUUCUGCACGCACCACCGGCCGUGUGUGAACGGGGCGACCUGUAUGAACACGGGUCAAGGCAGCUAUACCUGUACCUGUCCCCCUGGGUUCACUGGGGUCAACUGUGAGCUGGAGCUGCAGGAGUGUGACAGCGACCCCUGCAGGAACGGAGGACUCUGCACGAACCUGGAUGUUGGCUACAGGUGUUCGUGUCCGCAGGGCUUCGAGGGUUCUCAUUGUGAACACAGCCUGUUGACGUGUGCCGACUCCCCCUGCUUCCACAGCGGACAGUGCCAUCAGAAGGACAAUGGUCGCAGCUACAUCUGCGAGUGUCCUCCCGGAUACACAGGACUCAACUGUGAGAAGAGAGUGGACAAGUGCACAUCUCUUCCCUGCGCCAACGGCGGUCUGUGUUUGAUCCACGGUGGCGUGCGUCUGUGUAGCUGUCGCUCCGGUUUCACCGGCCAGCGCUGUGAGAUCAACAUCAACGAGUGUGCCGGGAACCCCUGCACCAACGGAGGGACCUGCCUGGACCGUAUCAACGACUACACCUGUCACUGCCCCCAGGGGUACGUCGGACGAAACUGCGACCGCGGCCUGUACGAGUGCUCCAUCAACCCCUGUCUUAACGGAGGGCUCUGCACCGGGGGAGGGGGGCCGGGGAAACCCCCUGCCACCUGUAUCUGUCCAGCCGGCUUUACCGGGUCACGCUGCCAGUUCUUUGCUGUGACCCUGCCGGUGGGUGGGGAGAGGAUCAAUGGAGAGAGCCAAGAUGGCUUCCAGUGGGCGGCAGUUUCCUUGGCUGUAGGGCUGGUUGCAUUACUGGUGCUGCUAUGCAUGGUUGGGCUGGCUCUACGGCACAUCCACAGGCGGACCGGCAGGGACAGGGGAGAUGGGGAGACCAUGAACAACCUAUCAGAUGUACAGAGGGAUAACCUAAUCCCCCCCUCCCAGCUGAAGAACACCAAUCAGAAGGUUGGACUGGAAGUGGACUGCGAAUCAGAGAAGUCAAACUUCAUCCAUAAGAACUAUCAAUUGGACUCGUAUAGUAACGCAAAGUCGAAGGAGUUGAAGGAUGAUACGUCGCAAGAGGAUAGAAGCAAAAGUCAUGUGAUCUAUGACACGUGUUUAGAAGAGAAAAUACCUCUGAGUAGAAUGUACAGUGAAAAGUCGGAGUGUAGGAUAUCAACGAUAUGUUCCCCUCGAGACGCUCAGAUCUACCAGUCCGUCUUUGUUAUAGGAGAGGAGAGGAGGGCGUGCGUCAUAGCAACAGAGGUAUAAAGCUGCGAGGGGGCGAUAGAGGAGAAACACAAUCGAAGCAGAAUUUUUUUUCUUCUUUUUUCUGGAUUGUUUACAAAAAAAUCUGAGAAAAGACUGGAGACUGUUUCUGAUGUCACUGCCGAUGUCAUGCCGAUGUCACUGCCGAUGUCACUGCCGAUGUCACUGCCGAUGUCACUGCCGAUAUCACUGCUGCUCUGGAACACUUGAGAGAUGGCGAGAGAGAGACGAUGAGACAGAGACAGAGAUGGACGAACCCUCUCCUCUUCUCUGUAAACAAACUAAUGAACACUAUUGACCAAGUGUUUGUAUACAAAACAGUAGCGGUCAUGAACCUAUUGACUUCUGGGAACGCUUAAACAAAUGGUUAAAAGACUGACUGAACUGCACAGAGUGUGGAGGGAACUGGUUGAAUGUCAGCAAGCAAAACAACAAACUUGAACUGAACUCAUCUGUCCUUGGCAGCAAUGGAGGAGAGACUAGGAGAAACAGGACAAAUGGCCGGAGCUCGAAGUUGACCCCUGACCUCUCAGUUGACCCCUGCCCGAACUAAUCAUGGGGACUUCGACAGCCAACUAAUCAAAAUGGAGGUGCCUGAGAUUAGACUGAUCUUUAACCCCUAGCCGGCAUCAUUCACCAGCUAUGCAGGACCCAAGGUCCAGGGUGGAGCCAACUCGCUGAAACUGACCAACCAACCGCAAACAACCGACUGACUAGUUGAAUGUCUGACUGAACAAACAAACUAACGUCUCAACUGUCCGUCACUCCGAACAAAACGCCUGGUCGGACUUUUCCAGACUUUUUCAUUCCAUGCAAAUGGGUGAAAAGAUGCGGCCCAGAAUGACUAGAAGCCUAAACAAGAGUUUCAAUGCUAAAACUAAACACUUGUCUCUUCACGGAGCACUUGAACACCAAAAAUAAAAACACAGGUGGGGAAAAAUAUGUUUUUCCAUCAACAGGAAUUUUGAGGAUACAUCCCAAAUGGAGCCCUAUUCCCUAUAUAGUGCACUACUAUAGACCAGAGCCCUAUUCCCUAUAUAGUGGUACUACUAUAGACCAGAGCCCUAUUCCCUAUAUAGUGGUACUACUAUAGACCAGAGCCCUAUUCCCUAUAUAGUGGUACUACUAUAGACCAGAGCCCUAUUCCCUAUAUAGUGUACUACUAUAGACCAGAGCCCUAUUCCCUAUAUAGUGCACUACUAUAGACCAGAGCCCUAUUCCCUAUAUAGUGGUACUACUAUAGACCAGAGCCCUAUUCCCUAUAUAGUGCACUACUAUAGACCAGAGCCCUAUUCCCUAUAUAGUGCACUACUAUAGACCAGAGCCCUAUUCCCUAUAUAGUGCACUACUAUAGACCAGAGCCCUAUUCCCUAUAUAGUGGUACUACUAUAGACCAGAGCCCUAUUCCCUACAUAGUACACUACUAUAGACCAGAGCCCUAUUCCCUAUAUAGUGCACUACUAUAGACCAGAGCCCUAUUCCCUAUAUAGUGCACUACUAUAGACCAGAGCCCUAUUCCCUAUAUAGUGGUACUACUAUAGACCAGAGCCCUAUUCCCUAUAUAGUGGUACUACUAUAGACCAGAGCCCUAUUCCCUAUAUAGUGGUACUAGUAUAGACCAGAGCCCUAUUCCCUAUAUAGUGUACUACUAUAGACCAGAGCCAUAUUCCCUAUAUAGUGGUACUACUAUAGACCAGAGCCCUAUUCCCUAUAUAGUGGUACUACUAUAGACCAGAACCCUUUGGACUCCCAAGUGGCGCAGCGGUCUAAGUGCUAGAGUCGUCACUACAGACCCUGGUUCGAUUCCAGGCUGUAUCACUAACCGACCCAGCGUCGUCCGAGUUAAGGUUUGGCCGGGCGUAGGCCGUCAUUGUAAAAUAAGAAUUUGUCCUUCACUGAUUUGCCUAGAUAAAUUAAAACAAUAAUACAAAAAAGUAGUGCACUAUUUAGGGAAUAGGAGGUAAUUUGGGAGGUAACCAAACAGCCCUGACAUGAAGGCAUAUAGAAAGACCCUGUCAUACCACUGCCUGCCUAUAAUUUAUAUGUUUUAUAAUAUUAUUUUGUAUAUAAUGGAUAUUUAUAAGGACAAAACUUCUGAAGAAUAAAAAUGUUUUUUUCCUUCA
Molecule: messenger RNA, 4708 nt
Organism: Oncorhynchus kisutch (coho salmon)
Lineage: Eukaryota; Metazoa; Chordata; Actinopteri; Salmoniformes; Salmonidae
Product: delta-like protein 4
Exons: 11
Coding region: 489-2588 (699 amino acids)
Biological process (GO): Notch signaling pathway; establishment or maintenance of epithelial cell apical/basal polarity; cell communication
Cellular component (GO): protein-containing complex; plasma membrane
Molecular function (GO): calcium ion binding
Source: RefSeq, a predicted model, not a curated record